AUGUCGACAGGUGACUGCAAGGAAACUUCUGGACCUGAGAUAAAAAAACCUAAAAUUAAACAUGACUGGUAUCAAACAGAGUCCCAGGUAGUCAUCACAAUACUUAUAAAAAAUGCACCAAGUGAUAAAGUUAUAGUGAACUAUGGGGACCGCAGUUUGUCAGUAUCCAUUGCAUUACCAAAUAAUGAGUCUGAAUACAGCUUAGAACUAGAACUAGCCCAUGAGAUAGUACCGUCAAUGAGUUCAUAUAUAGUCACUCCGUCAAAAGUUGAGGUGAAACUAAGGAAGAAGGAGGGGAUUAGAUGGACAUUAUUAGAGGGAGAGGGAAAGGAUGAGAAAGUCAAAGCUAUUCCUCAAGCUAUAAUUGAUGCAUCUGGACCGCAGCAACCACCAAAACUAUUUAAAAAAGACUGGGACAAAAUAGAAAAAGAUAUCAAAAAGAUGGAAGAAGAAGAGAAACCUGAAGGUGACGCUGCGCUGAACGCUCUCUUUCAAAAAAUCUACGGAGAAGGAUCGGACGAAGUUCGCAGAGCAAUGAACAAGAGCUUUGUGGAGUCAGGUGGCACAGUGCUAAGCACAAACUGGAAUCAAGUGGCCAAAGAAAAAGUGGAUGUCAAACCGCCAGAUGGCCUGGAGUUCAAAAAGUGGGAGAGCUAA
Leptosia nina is the source of this 657-nucleotide messenger RNA. NCBI's taxonomy places the organism in Eukaryota, Metazoa, Arthropoda, Insecta, Lepidoptera, Pieridae. The record is from the annotation of a GenBank genome assembly.